This is a messenger RNA of Thrips palmi, 2330 nucleotides long. Its product is annotated as E3 ubiquitin-protein ligase RNF38-like. Bases 1 to 2250 code for a protein of 749 amino acids. The record is from RefSeq and is a predicted model, not a curated record. The transcript is spliced from 15 exons. NCBI's taxonomy places the organism in Eukaryota, Metazoa, Arthropoda, Insecta, Thysanoptera, Thripidae.
AUGUCCUUUGAUGGGGCCGAGAUUUUUGAAGUUCAAGAAAAGCCUUUGAAUGGUUUUGCCAUGAGUUCAAGCAGUCGUGGAAAUAGUGUGAGGGGUUGUGGGACGUAUCGCCACUCUCCUAAUCAUAGUAGCAAUGGUAGCAGCCGUCCAAAAUGGCAAGGAAAUCGUGCUCACCGCCCCAAGGACUUUCGCCAAUGCUUAGGUUCAGGGGAUUGCCCUCCUAAUGCAGGAGCAAGCUUGUCCCCAAAGGACUCAUCAUACUUAGGUCAAGGGUUUCCCAAGCAAAGUAGAAGUCCAGGUGGAGCUGCAUCAAAUAAUCAGCAUGCAGACACCCAGGACUUGCACAGAAACUCGCCCCCACAGCAGAUAAAUAGUUGUGCCCAGGAGGGCUCUUUAGUAAGGUCGAACAUCCCUUCUUCUGACAACUUAGCAUCAGCAUCAGUGGAUGUCCGCAUGCCACCUCAGUCAAGAUUUUCACCUUUUCAAAAUUCUGAAUUGAGGUUAAGUCCAACACUCUCUUCUUCAAUUUUUUGCCAUAACAAUGCUGGAAGAGAUGAUGACCAAAAAAGUGAUAGUCCAACUCCCAAGAGACGGCGUUUAUCCCACAGCCAAAUAGUGGAGAUGUCAGUGCCAAACCCUCCUUCCCCCCCUCAUGUCCGUGCAAACCAGUGGGAUUAUUCCAGCAAUGUUCAGCCACCUCCUCGCCGUUCUCCUCGUUUGACUUCAGCAGCAAGAGGGCGUGGAAGCCCUCCUAUUAGGAGAAAUCGUUUCCGUGAUCAUGGGUCGGUUUGGAAUCAGGACAACUUCUCUCAAUCACCUCACUCAGCGCUGCCUCACCCACCACCUCAUGGGAAUUAUGGACCUCCAGCAUCAACGGUCCCUACAAACCCCAAUCAUCAAUCGGCCAUUGUUGUUGAAGUCGCAGCGGUUGGCCCUCCAGUGCCAGUGCCUGUCCCUGUGUUUGGCCCAGGCUCCUCUCCGCCCCACUUGCCAGCAGGGCUCUACUCGCCACCGCCAUUUCCUCCAUCAUGUCAGGUGACACAGUUCAGUGGUUCUGUGAGUUCACACCAUCCGUCACAUGUCUAUCACCUGCACCACAACCACCACCAACCGCCCCCGAGCCACAUCCACAAUAUGCAUCCCAACCCCCACAACGGUGGCCACCCCCACCCUCCGCACCCCCAUCACUGUCCCCACCCAUGCCCACACCCCUGCCCCCACCCCUGUCCUCAUCCUAGCCAGCAGCAUCCCCCUCACAAUUUGUACGCCCCUCCUCCUCACUCCCAUCCACACGCCUACCCGCCCGGUCCCCCCCACCCCCACCCCCAUCCGCACUCCCACUCCAACCCCCACCCACACCCCCACUCCCAUCAGUACCACGGAGGGUACCCCAGUCCGGGGCCCUUCAUGCCGCCUGGGCAGGCUGCUCUGUUUGGACCGCAGCAGCAAAUCAGUACAACUAUGGUUCGGGGGCAACAUUAUCACCCUCACCCAAAUUCACAGAGAAAUCCUGACAUGGAGCCUACUAUAGUCGGGGACCACCCAUCACAUCCGCAUCACCACCACCACCACCAUCCACAUCCCCAUCAACAACCUCACCCCCACCCUCAUCCCCACCCCCAUGCUCAACCUCAUCCUCAUGCUCACUCACAUACCCAUGCUCAUUCCUAUUUGCCGCCCCCUGUCACUCCUUCUCCAAUGUCUGUGCUGCGUCUUUUACGCACACCUCCACCAACUCCUCCAACUCCACCAGUGUUUUUGCCUGAGCACAACAGAGCUUUAGAAAUUCUGACACAACGUGCAUUCCGGCGUUCCCCUGCCCGUCGAGUUCAUCUUGUGUCGACAGGAACUACUACAUAUCCUAAUCUUCUCCUGCACUUCAUAGCUAUGCUUUCACCUACUAAUUCACCAUACAAUCAAGGUGAUUUAGGCACAGGUGAAUCUAUGGAGACUGAAAAUUACGAAGCCCUGUUGAAUCUUGCGGAACGUUUAGGAGAAGCUAAACCUCGAGGACUGAAUAAGCCAGAGAUAGAUCAACUCCCCUCUUACAAGUACAAUGUUGACACUCACGAAGGUGAUCAAACAUCUUGUGUCAUUUGUAUGUGUGACUUUGAGAUGCGUCAAGUUCUAAGAGUUUUACCUUGCUCACAUGAAUUCCAUGCCAAAUGUGUUGACAAAUGGCUAAAGACCAAUCGCACGUGUCCAAUUUGCCGAGGUGAUGCUGCAGCGUUUUUACCCCAAACUGAGUAAGGCCUGAACCAGCAAGAAAAAGGAUUUAUCAAGAAUGAGGAAGUGAGGUUGGUGAUCUGGUGUGAUGCUAUUGGAUGUUG